CAGGCAAUAGGCAGGCUCGAGGGACUAAAGCAAGCCGUGCAGGGCUAGAUAUGACUUCCUUUGAUCAGCUAGCGGCGGUCGACCCUCUUCUGGCCAGAUUCAUUGAAGGAGAAACGCAAAAGCAACGUUUCCAGGUGUGGUUGAUGCUUGGUACUGUGAUGCCUGUUGUGCUUCAUCACAAGGCUCCUGAAAUGUUGUGAAAAGUUUGGUGCAAGACAGUCAAUGAAGCUGCACUAGAAGAGCCAAGAACUAAACUAAUAACAGGCAAGUGAAGCCCUGUACAGUUCAGUCAUGGACGAGACUCCCGCCACACUACAGCAGCAGCAGAAGAUGGCAGAGAAAGACUCUCCAGCCCCCAAGGAGUUCCGGAAACGCAAGAAGCGCCUCCUGCAACAGAUUGCAAACCAGAUGGAUUUCUACUUCAGUUCAGCAAACAUCACCAAGGAUCGCUUCAUGGGCAGUCUGCUUCGUGAUAGUCCCUACGUAGACUUGGAAACAUUCUUCAAGUUCAACAAGCUCAGAUCCAUGACCAAUGACAUUGCUUUUCUGAGGAAAGCCAUAAGCAAGUCCUCCCUAUUAGAGCUAUCAGAGGAUGGCCUUCAGGUCAGAAGGAAGGUGGCUGUAGAAGUAAAAGGAAAUGUACUGCACUGUACCAUAUAUGUGGAAAACAUUCCUUCCAAUGCCGACCAUGACUGGGUGCGUCAGGUAUUUGGGCAAUAUGGAACCAUUGAUUACAUAUCUCUGCCUCGCUACCAUCGCUCAGGCAGACCCAAGGGUUUUGCCUUUGUAGAGUUUAAGGUUCCUGAGAUGGCAAACUCAGCCCUGGAGGCAUUUGGUGCCCUUGAGUGUAAAAUUCCUCCCACCACCGAUCCUGCUGAGCUGCAGAGCAUCAAGGCAUUUGAAGGUAACACAGAGCAGCAGGUGGAAGGGGACAGUCAUGUGGAGUCUCACAGUGACAACCAGAGUGUGGAGAAGGAGAGUGAUGGUGAAAAGAGUUUGGAAGUCUCUGUGGGAGAGGGAGAAAAUGUAAAGAAAAGGAAAUUAGAUAGUGCAAGUGAAGAAAUAAAUGAGAAGAAAAGGAAAAAAAGUAAAGAGGAGAAUAAAUCUGAUGAUAUGGCUGAACAGGGAGGGAAAGAAAUGGACGCCAGUGUGAGUGAGUCACAGCAGGGCACUGAUGGAGGAGAGGAACCUACUAGUGGCAAAGAAGAGAGUAAAUCUGAUGAUAUGACUGGACAGGAAGAGAAAGAAAUGGACGCCAGUGAGAGUGAGCCACAGCGGGGCACUGAUGGAGGAGAGGAACCUUCUAGUGGCGGCAAGAAAAAGAAGAAGAAACGGAAGCGAAAAAAGAGAGAAAAGGAGGUUAUUGACAGCAUAUACUUGAGAGUCAUGUCCAAAGAAGACUGGAAGAAGUUAAGGAACAAAUAUCUCAAUACUCAAAGAGAGAACAUGAGGUUACUCAAGAUGCAACUGCAGGAGAGGUACCACCAGGAACACUUCAGACAACGCCAUACCAAAUGGAACAUGGAGUGUGACCAAAAUCAUGAUAUGGAGCAAACCCAGGAGGCCCAGGAGGCCCAGGAGGAAGCAGUGGCAGAUAGCAGGCUAGAGAAGGACCAGAGCCUCAAGCCACAGUUCACACCAAAUUCAGUGAUAAAGAUUAGCUUUGAAGAGCCACCUCAUGACCCCAAGAAACUGAAGGAUACUGUUAAGGAGGGAAGUGGAGUGGCAUAUGUUGAUGUGAGUGCAACCGAGAGGGAUGUAUUUGUCAGGUUCACAUCAGAGGAGGCAGCUGCUGCAUACAGGAAGACUGGGUGUUGGAGUCGCAUGGAGAUUCUGUCUGGUACCGAGGAAGAGGAGUAUUGGGACCGCAUUUUGUCAUGUUGGACUCAGCGCAGGAAUAAAAAGAGCAAGCAGAAUGGAAAGCAGUCCCAGAGUUGCAUUGGUGAGCUGCGGGGAAGAGAGAAACUUUUUCUGAAAGCCUUUAGGGAUGCCCAGAACACCAAAUGUAACUCACACAUUGUGUUUGAUGACUGACAAGAAAGAGUUUCCAGAUAUCUGUAACAAUGUCAAGGUCAUUUUGGACAAUAUUGAUGCACUUAUAACUAUCAAGGUGUGUCAAGUGUAUUAGAUAUCCAGAUACCUGCAGUAUCUAUAACAUCAAGGUGCAAAGUUUGUCCAGGUACUUUAUAACAAUAUGGAAAGACAUCCUCAAUAAUGUUUAGGUGCUCUCAGUGUCCAGGUGUACUUGUAAAACUACCAAGCUUCAUUGAGUGCCUAGCAUCAUGUAAUAUCACCAAACCUCGGGUCAUGAUCUGAUACACCUCUUCCCUACACCUCCACUAUUUUCAAAAGAUUAUAGGUGAGGUUACGUGAGUUUUUAAAGGUGUUUUUACAGUUCUAGUGCCAGAUUAACAAGAUUUGUACUGUAUCAACAGGAUGAAUAUUCUUGAGAAUGAGGCAAAUCAUCUCAGUGGCUUUGAAAAUAGUAAUUUCAGAACGAAGCCAUAGCAACUGUCUUGCACGUGAAUGGUUGGACUGAUUAAUGUUGCAUCUCAUGUUAAGCUAAUUACAACUUUCUGAACUCAGUGUGUAGAUGUAAAUCAUUCUUGAGUUUCUUUGUCAUGCAGUGUCUCAAAAGUUAAUUUCAAUAUUGUUAUGAAUUUUUUAUAUUCUUCAUGGAAAUAAAUACUAUUAGGAUUUAACUAUCUGUGAGGCAUGUAAUAAAGAGUGUGAUAUAAAUUGAGGAAUUAAUUGCUUUUAUAGAGAUGCACAAUAAAGUUUCAGGAAAUAA
Messenger RNA from Portunus trituberculatus (swimming crab), 2791 nucleotides. RefSeq names its product la-related protein 7-like. Gene Ontology annotation, cellular component: nucleus. Bases 292 to 2034 code for a protein of 580 amino acids. Gene Ontology annotation, biological process: RNA processing. Lineage: Eukaryota; Metazoa; Arthropoda; Malacostraca; Decapoda; Portunidae. Gene Ontology annotation, molecular function: mRNA binding. The transcript is spliced from 3 exons. The record is from RefSeq and is a predicted model, not a curated record.